Molecule: messenger RNA, 1964 nt
Organism: Aspergillus heteromorphus CBS 117.55
Lineage: Eukaryota; Fungi; Ascomycota; Eurotiomycetes; Eurotiales; Aspergillaceae
Product: NYN domain-containing protein
Exons: 2
Coding region: 340-1908 (522 amino acids)
Biological process (GO): protein import into nucleus
Cellular component (GO): nucleus
Molecular function (GO): guanyl-nucleotide exchange factor activity; small GTPase binding
Source: RefSeq, a predicted model, not a curated record
CUCUCUUUCGCAUGUUUGUUUGGCGCCAACACUCUCUCGUCGGGUCUCCCUGACCAUCAUGUUGGUCUGCGUUAUAUCUACUACCUCAGCUUUGUCUUCCGGCUUCUAUCUCUAGUUUUCUUUCAGUCUCUGCUUGACAUUCUCUUUGAGCGAUCUUGGUGCUGCUGUUCUUUGUGUUGUGUUGUGUCAACGCUCAACCCCGCCUUAUCCAUCCGCCAGCGCUCCCUUGAGUCGGGACGGUUAUAGGUGAUCCCUCCGCCUGCGCACUCUCAAUCCAUUCCAUCAUCAUCAUCAUCAUCAUCAUCAUCAUCAUCAUCAUCAUCAUCAUCAGACUUGUCAAUGCCAUCGUCGUAUGAAUCCGCUUCAACCUGGGACUUCACCCCGGUGAUCAAUCUCCUGCGCACGCCCACGUACGGCAGCAGUAGCCCCCCUCCUCCUUAUCGCCACCAUGACUCAACCCUCGUUUCCCGGCCCACCGGGGACGCAAACAGGAAUGAAGUCUCUACUUCCACCGUACAGUCGCACAAUGUGAGGCUUGGGGGCAGUGAUCCCCCACGGCUUGGGGAUUUCGGUUCACUCUGGGAGCUGCUGGGCAGCACCAGCAGUGCUAGCCCUUCUCCCUUUCGCGCCCGAGUUGAAACCCACGAAGUUCACGAAGUCCAGACCAUCACGUCUGUUCCCCCACCACAGCCACCCAAAAAGAUUGAAAUCCUCAAACGACCAUCCAACAACCAUGUAGGCCCUGCAGGUUUCGAUCAGGUGGCCCCUCGAGCAUCACCGAGGCCCAUCCCCGUUCCUGGUGUCUCCAAGUCUCGCAACUUGCAGGCCAAGGUACCGAGUGGGAAGAGCGCCCGUAAUAACCGCGAUGCGGGUACCAGAAAAUGCACUUACGAAUCUAGCUCGUCUGAGACUGCCGUAGAGGCUGAAUCCGACGGCGUGUUCGACCAUCCUCUUUUGAAGAAGGGCAGCGUCCUGUCGCUGGUCCCUGCGCAGGUGGGCACACCGGGGGGCAUGCCAGAUCCAUAUGAGACACCACCAUCGUCGUAUGAUGAGGUUAUCGAGGCGUCUCCCUCUAAGGUGGUGAAGGCUACGCCCAACCCCGGCACCACCCGCAUACAACCCAUCGCAUACAGAUCGGCCAACGAUCGAAAGGUCGGCCUCCUGACCAAGCUUUUGAAAAACUUCCCCGACUACGCAGAUGCCGUGACCCAAGUAGGACGGCCUGUAACUCCCAAGAAGGGGCAGACGCCAUGUCACCCCAUUCAUGUCUUUGUCGAUAUGUCCAAUAUCAUGGUUGGAUUCCACGACACGGUGAAACUAUCACGCAAUAUCCCUGUGAAAACACGGAUUCGACGGUUGCCUCUCUCCUUCCAGAACUUUUCUUUGAUUCUCGAGCGCGGUCGGCCUAUUGCCAAGAGAGUCUUGGUAGGCUCCGACCGAUUUGCAGCGAUCACCGAAGGCGAACAGCUGGGCUACGAAGCGAACAUCCUCGACCGGGUCCAUAAGGUCAAACACCUGACCCCCCGGCAGAUGAAAUUCCGCAAGAAUCCUCGGACGGGCUCUCACGACCCCGGCAGCGGUUCAGAAACGAACGACGCGCCGGAAGAGCGCUGGGUCGAGCAGGGCGUGGACGAAAUUCUGCACCUGAAGAUCCUGGAAAGUCUGUUGGACACGGAUGACCCCGCGACCAUAGUGCUCGCCACGGGAGACGCGGCGGAAGCUGAGUUCUCGGGCGGAUUUAUGAAGAUGGUUGAGCGGGCGCUGCGACGGGGAUGGGCCGUGGAGUUGGUGAGCUUCAGCCAGGUGACGAGCUACGCGUAUCGCAAGAAGGAAUUCCGGGCGAAGUGGGGGAAUCGGUUCCGGGUGAUUGCUUUGGAUGAGUACAUUGAGGAGCUUCUUGAUAUGUAGUGUGAUAAUGCAUGCGCCUAUCUUAUAUGCAGCUAGCCAAUGGACCUGUAGUUAUA